AUGGCUCCGAUUGCUGUUGGUGAUGUGAUUCCAAAUGGAAGUCUGGCAUACUUGGACGACCAAGAUCAGAUCCAACAGGUGUCCGUACACUCCCUUGCUGCCGGUAAAAAGGUCAUCCUCUUUGGUGUCCCUGGUGCCUUCACUCCUACUUGCAGCUUGAAGCAUGUACCAGGAUUUAUUGAAAAGGCAGAGGAGCUGAAAGCAAGGGGUGUAGAUGAAAUACAAUUGAUAAGUGUUAAUGACCCCUUUGUGAUGAAGGCAUGGGAAAAAACAUACACUGAGAACAAACACAUGAUCAAGUUCUUAGCUGAUGGCUCGGCAAAGUACACAUGCGCACUUGGCCUUGAGCUUGACGCUUCAAUGGGAGGUUUUGGUAUUCGUUCAAGAAGGUUUGCUCUCUUGCUCGAUGACCUCAGGGUGACGGUUGCAAAUAUUGAAUCCGGCGGUGAAUUCACUGCCUCCAGCGCCGAGGAAAUCCUUAAGGCCCUUUGA
Messenger RNA from Cornus florida, 492 nucleotides. Its product is annotated as peroxiredoxin-2B-like. The transcript has 3 exons. Gene Ontology annotation, cellular component: cytoplasm. The record is from RefSeq and is a predicted model, not a curated record. Gene Ontology annotation, molecular function: thioredoxin peroxidase activity. Gene Ontology annotation, biological process: hydrogen peroxide catabolic process; cell redox homeostasis; cellular response to oxidative stress. Bases 1 to 492 code for a protein of 163 amino acids. Lineage: Eukaryota; Viridiplantae; Streptophyta; Magnoliopsida; Cornales; Cornaceae.